Melanotaenia boesemani (Boeseman's rainbowfish) is the source of this 1404-nucleotide messenger RNA. It is a transcript of the gene allc, whose product is annotated as allantoicase. The coding region runs from base 92 to 1291 and encodes 399 amino acids. The record is from RefSeq and is a predicted model, not a curated record. Gene Ontology annotation, molecular function: allantoicase activity. The transcript has 11 exons. Gene Ontology annotation, biological process: allantoin catabolic process. NCBI's taxonomy places the organism in Eukaryota, Metazoa, Chordata, Actinopteri, Atheriniformes, Melanotaeniidae.
UGCAGACUGCAAUCAGUCCGAGAGUUUCAGCGUAACUUCAGGUGGACGAGCGGCUUCUUCCAACUUUCUCUUUACUCUUUAAGAUUUCAGGAUGGCUGAGAGGAGGAUGACGGGAAGGACUGAAGCAGAGCCAGACUUCUUGCAGUUUAAUGAUCUGGCCUGUGAGACGGUCGGUGGGAAGGUUAUUUUUGCAACAGACGAGUGGUUUGCUCCUGCCAAAAACCUGCUGAAGAGAGAGCCGCCACAGUUCAUCGCUUCUGCCUUCACAGAGUUCGGAAAAUGGAUGGAUGGAUGGGAGACGAGGAGGAAGAGAAUUCCUGGUCAUGACUGGUGCAUCAUCCAGCUGGGAGUUCCUGGGCUGAUUUACGGCUUCGAUGUCGACACGUCUUUCUUCACAGGAAACCACUCACCUUACAUCUCUAUUCAGGCCAGCUGUCUGGAUCCGAUGCCCUCCUUGACCCUGGAAGGAGACCGGACCGGGAUGUCCGCUUCUGAGAGUCAGAUGGCUGCUGUCGCCAAGCUUGGUUCGGAGGCGUGGCCAGAGCUGGUGUGUGUGUCGCAGCUGCAGCCUGGAUACUCAGACUGCUGCCACAACUACUUCAAGGUCCACUUUAAUAGUAGGGUCACACACUUGCGCCUCAACAUGUACCCAGAUGGAGGCAUGGCCAGACUGCGGGUGUAUGGCAUUGGCCAGAGGGACUGGUCCUCCAUCUCCACCAAUGAGAACGUUGACCUGCUGGCUCUGACCAAUGGGGGAGUAUGCCUCGGUUACAGCGACGCCCACUUUGGACAUCCACGCAACAUGAUUGGUCUUGGCCGAGCUGCCAACAUGGCUGACGGAUGGGAAACGGCCCGCAGACUGGACCGACCCAAAAAACUGAAGGCGGACCGGCGUGGGAUCCUGCAGGUUCCCGGUUGGGAGUGGGCGGUGUUUCGUCUUGGUCAUUUAGGACUGAUCAGCAGCAUUGAGGUCGACACCAACCACUUCAAAGGUAACUUCCCAGACUCCUGCCGGAUCGAAGCCUGCCUCCUGAGCCCUGAACAGGAGGCUCAGUGCUUCAGAACCAGGUGGAGUUCUGUGAAAUGGGAGGUCCUUCUCCCCCCUCAGAAACUCCGUUCUCAUCACAGGCAUCACUACAGCCAGAUGGACCUGACUCUGAGCCGUCCUAUCAGUCACAUCCGUCUCACCAUCGCUCCAGACGGAGGAAUCAGUCGCCUCCGGCUGUGGGGUCGACCCACACCGAUCACUGAAGCUCCAGCCAAUCAACAGACACCAGCAUCUAAACUCUGACAAACCUCAGAGCUCAUCUAGUAUCAGUUAGCUAAAAAUCACAGUGGACACAAAAAUGUUAGACUUUCACUCUUUGAAUGUCAUUUAAAGAUAAAUAAACUUAGAAGAAAAUA